This is a messenger RNA of Linum trigynum, 1197 nucleotides long. The record is from the annotation of a GenBank genome assembly. NCBI's taxonomy places the organism in Eukaryota, Viridiplantae, Streptophyta, Magnoliopsida, Malpighiales, Linaceae.
GCGAUCCAUCUCAAUUCCAAGGAACUCAUUUUCUCUGAACGAGAUAGGAAAAGGGGAAUUCCCGACGAACUUCUUCUCGGCGAAUUGGCAACUUCCAACCCCAAAAUUUCUCUUUCUUUCUCCCUAGAGCCGGUUCUAUACACCGCUCCCUGUUAUUUCCAAGUACUGACUUGAGCUUUGGAGAAGGUCCCAGCCGACCACAACCGGCGGGUCCUCUUUUGCAGGUAUUCAUCUCGAAAGCUGGAAUCCAACGGAAAAUCAAAAGGUCAACGCUCUCCGGACUCUACAACGUACGAGGUCGGCUAUUUUAGCUUGGCAUCAACAAUUGGCGCCCACCGUGGGGCCCGGUGAGAUUACUACCUAUAGAUUUCCAAUUCAACCAGUCGAGAUGGAUACAACGGAUUCUCAACUGCAUGUUGAGAUCGGUCAAGGUUCAACUCCAAACCCUGAGCAAACUCUACCAUCCCAAAGGGUUGAAGAUUUGCAGGCUGAAAUUGAGCGACUUCGUGCUCAGAUUCGGUCUGCAACGGAGGCUUCACAACCACCUCCGGUUCCUCUACCAACUUUCUACGGAAGUACGGGAGUCCCUAGAUCCUCCAACAACCAUCAUAAUGGCAUUCCGGCAACAACUGAAGCAGCGGCCCAAGAUGUCCCCCCAAUUGUUCCUCACCUCGAAGAACUUCCUCCCCUGGGGACGUUUUCUCAACCAAGUACCGGUCGCCCCCUUGCUUUGGCCAUUCUAAAUGAGCCGUACCCGGGAAACAUCCAUAUACCCAACCUUCCGGAGUACAAUGGCACCACCGACCCAGAAGAUCAUCUCAGUUCCUUUUAGAUUUUAAUGCCUCUUAUUGGGGCCUCUGAUGCCACCAUGUGUAAAAUAUUUCCCGCCAUACUUGGAGGGGAUGCUCGUCGAUGGUACUCUCAGCUUCGUAAUGGUAUCAUCAACAACUUCACCGAAUUUUCCACACUGUUUCGGUGCAAGUUUUAUGCCCAAAAGCGACAAGCAGUGAGCAUUAAUCAGCUCAUGAAUACCAAGCAACGAGAGGGUGAGGCUUUAAAAGCCUAUUAUGCUAGGUACAGCACCUUGGCUAUAGGCGUCACUUCCCUCUCUAUUGAAGUAAUUGUCAACACGCUGACACGAGGAACAACAAACAGUCUUCUUCGAGCUUCCCUCAUCAAGAAACCCCCUCGGAGUAU